This is a messenger RNA of Cokeromyces recurvatus, 1611 nucleotides long. RefSeq names its product isocitrate lyase. NCBI's taxonomy places the organism in Eukaryota, Fungi, Mucoromycota, Mucoromycetes, Mucorales, Mucoraceae. Gene Ontology annotation, biological process: carboxylic acid metabolic process. The coding region runs from base 1 to 1611 and encodes 536 amino acids. Gene Ontology annotation, molecular function: isocitrate lyase activity. The record is from RefSeq and is a predicted model, not a curated record. The transcript is spliced from 4 exons.
AUGACUUAUAUCGAUCAAGAAGAGUUUGAAUUUCAACAAGAAGUUGAAAAAGUAAAGCAAUGGUGGGCAUCACCUCGGUUUAAAUUAGUUAAACGUCCCUAUACUGCCGAAUCAAUUGUUUCCAAACGUGGUACAUUUCCUACACAAUAUCGAUCUGAUAUACAAGGUAAGAAAUUAUGGAAAAUCCUUCAGCAUAACAAGGCAACUGGUUUGACCUCCCAUACAUUCGGUGCUUUGGACCCUGUUCAAGUAACGCAAAUGGCACCUUAUCUUGAUACCGUCUAUGUUUCUGGAUGGCAGUGUUCUUCUACUGCUUCUACUUCUAAUGAACCUGGACCUGAUCUUGCAGAUUACCCUAUGGAUACAGUUCCUAAUAAGGUUGAGCAUCUUUUCUUUGCACAACUAUUCCAUGAUAGAAAGCAACGUGAAGCUCGACUUGCAAUGACAUCUGAAGAAAGAACAAAAAUUCCAAAAAUUGAUUAUUUAAGGCCCAUUAUUGCUGAUGGUGAUACUGGACAUGGUGGUAUAACUGCUGUAAUGAAAUUAACUAAAAUGUUUGUUGAACGUGGUGCUGCUGGUAUACAUGUUGAGGAUCAAUCACCUUCAACUAAAAAGUGUGGGCAUAUGGCUGGUAAGGUUUUGGUACCUAUUUCAGAGCAUAUUAAUCGUUUAGUUGCUAUACGUGCUCAAUACGAUAUUAUGGGCGUUGAAAAUGUUAUUGUUGCUCGUUCAGAUGCUGAAGCUGCUACUUUAAUUACUACUAACAUUGAUCCCCGUGAUCAUGAGUUCCUGGUAGGGUGCACUAAUCCUAGUCUAAAACCUUUAGCAAUAGUCUUGCAAGAGGCUGAAAGCAAAGGUAUACAAGGGGCUAAUCUUCAAGCUAUUGAAGACGAAUGGAUUUCCAAGGCUGGUUUAAAGCGUUAUGGCACUGCUAUUGCCGAGGAGUUAACAAUUUUGGGCAAGGGUCAUCUAGCUGAACAGUAUUUAUUAGAAAUUCGCUUCAAAUCCAAUGCUGAAGCUAGAGCUAUAGCCAAGGAGAAAUAUGGUAUUCAUACUUUUUGGGAUUGGGAUCUUCCUCGUGCUCGUGAGGGCCUUUAUCGUUAUGAAGGUGGUACUGAAGCUGCUACUUCUCGUGCUAUAGCUUUUUCGCCUUAUGCUGAUAUGCUUUGGAUGGAAACAAAGCAACCUAUUCUUUCUCAAGCUGAACAAUUUGCUAAGGGCGUAUUGGCCGCAUCUCCUAAUUCUUUAUUAUGUUAUAACUUAUCCCCUUCAUUUAAUUGGGAUGCUGCGGGUUUAAAUGAUCAAGAUAUGAAAACAUUUAUUCAAAAACUUGGAAAACUGGGCUUCGUAUGGCAAUUUAUCACAUUAGGUGGUCUUCAUGCUAAUGCUCUUGCUACUGCUACAUUUGCAAAGAGUUUCAAAGAAAGUGGCAUGUAUGGAUAUGUAUCUAAUGUACAACGCAAAGAAAGGGAACAUAAUGUAGAUGUUUUGCAACAUCAAAAAUGGUCAGGCGCAAAUUAUGUUGAUGAAUUAAUGAAAGUAGUAACAGGUGGUAUGUCUGCAACAGCAGCAAUGGGAAGGGGCGUCACUGAAGAUCAGUUUAAAAACUAG